This is a messenger RNA of Phytophthora nicotianae INRA-310, 1242 nucleotides long. RefSeq lists its product as hypothetical. Lineage: Eukaryota; Oomycota; Peronosporomycetes; Peronosporales; Peronosporaceae. The coding region runs from base 41 to 1198 and encodes 385 amino acids. The record is from RefSeq and is a predicted model, not a curated record. The transcript has a single exon.
CAUUGGCUGAACUGACGGGGUAUUCUCCGAGUUUGGCAUCAUGACGAAUGACUCUCACGACCACGGCGCUACUAGCAGUUUCGAAAGGAAACAACAUCUCGACGGUAUUUCGCAUCAAUCCUCAACGUGCACGUAUUGUAAGAAGACGUUCGAAAUUCCGGCGUUCUCACGGCACCAAAACCGAUGCAAAGCGAAGAAGGGGAACAACAAACAUUGUCAGACAUUAACGUUUUGCAUCCUGAACGACUCUGUGUUCCAGCAUAUUCUCAGUUUCCUUACUAACCAAACGCUCACCAAGCUGCAGAUGAUUACAGGACUUCGAUAUCCAGACUGCAAGCCUCAGCUAGCCAGAUACUGCUGCAAGUGUGAGAACGACAAUCCUGUGAUUCUUCGUGGACUUUGUCGAGAGUGCGAAGCAACGACAGAAGGAUACGAACCCCUCGUAAGCAAGAAAGUAGCAAAAGAGCGAUACUGUGUUAAGGACAUCUUAGCGAUACCGUGUCAAGACCGUAGAAGCAACACGCUAUAUGAUCGAGUUGCGUUGGAGAAUCACAUGCUCACAUCUUGCGGGUCGAAGUUGAGGUGGUUACGAGUCAUCGCGAAGCGAGGUAUCUACAGGAAACAACAGGAGACUGCUACACAACGACGAGAAUAUGAGAGACGAUUGUUUCUUGAGUCUCUGACAAAAGGAUUCUCGUCGUACGUCGAGAGUGUAUCGUGGAAAGAGACGAACGAAGACAAACUAGAAAGCGCCGGUAGCCGGUUCGUCGUGCUUUCUGGAGCUCUGGAGACCCGCGGUCUUCGACUCCGAGUCGAUUCGUAUAUCUGCAAAGAGUUCAUUCUUUGGGGUUAUGGAUACGUGAGUGAUGUGGUUGAUACAAUGGAGGAAAUGAACUUCCUCUUUACUCAUACCGAUUACGAACAGCUUUGUGCGCAGCGCAUUAAUGCAUUACAGGACGAGUGGGGUGGCUGGUUUCGCCGUGAGUUGAUGAACGACGUGGUCCAGAAAUGUCGGGAAAAGCUGAAAGCACAGCUGUGCAUCGAUUUUCUCGUCGAGAGCAGGGGGAUUGUUCUACCGCAAAAGUGGGAAAGCUGUCGUCCGAGGUUUGAGGAAGUAACGUCGUUGGGCAUCGAGCCAAAAUUGCAGGCACUUUACAUUUACUCGGGGGUAGGAUGCCCCCAAACUUCGCAAAUGUGAGGACUACAGGUCCAACGUCAAUUAGACAACUUCUAUGAAAACCG